AGUCUUCGAGUAGCUAUUUGCGCCACGAGACGUAUAGCGUUGAUCUCUGCGCUUUUCAAAUGAAUUUUUGGUGAACAGCAGUAAAAGUGAAAUUUUUUAACGAGAAAACAUUUCUUUCUGCGAGAAUAAAAAAGUGAAAGACAGUUUAAACGUGCCAUUGGGAAUUUAUAUUACAUCUCUAACCAAGACCAGUUUACACAGGCAAAAAUGGAUAUAUUAGCAUCAAUUUUGUCCACUUUCGCCAAAUUUGUCCUACGCAAUGUGGACGAAACCAUGAGUUGGAUCAUUCGCAGAAUGUUGCGAGGGGCAAUUGUUAUCUUGAGCUGGUUCGUCAUUCCAUACAGCUGGAUGAAGACAUUGAGGAUAUCACGUCAAAAAAUUCCACCCAUGUCCACCAAUAUUCUGGAAAUUCCAGCUGUAGAUCUUGCCCAAAUGAUACGCACAAGGCAGAUCAAGAGUGAACAUGUGGUAAAGGCAUAUAUUGACCGCUGUAGGCAAGUCAAUCAUCUGCUCAAUGCAAUCGUUCAGGAUCGCUUCGAUGAGGCACUCUUGGAAGCUAGAGCUGUGGAUGAUUUUCUCUCUAGCACAACAAAAUCCGUGGAAGACAUUGAGCGAGAAACGCCUCUUUUGGGUGUCCCUGUUACUGUGAAGGAGAGCAUAGGUCUCUGUGGAAUGUCUAAUCAAGCGGGACUUCGUUAUGAAAAUCGCCGUAUUGCCAAGGAAGAUGCUCCAAGUGUGGCUCAAGUACGAAAAAAUGGAGCUAUCUUUCUUCUCGUCAGUAACACUCCCGAACUCUGUAUGUUCUGGGAGACAUUCAACAAAGUCACGGGCCAGACAAAAAAUCCCUAUGAUUUAAAACGUACUCCAGGCGGUUCCAGUGGUGGAGAAGCGAGUCUUCUGGGAGCUGGAGCGACCUUACUUAGCCUUACCUCUGACAUUGGUGGUUCAGCUCGCUUGCCAGCAAUGUUCACUGGAGUGUUUGGACAUAAACCCACUCCAUUCCUCGUCUCCCCUUAUGGACACGUGCCCACAAGCGGCGAUCCACGAUGGGGAGAUUACUUCACAAUUGCUCCAAUGACCAGAUACGCUGUAGAUUUACCUCUACUGUUGAAAUGCAUGAGAAAUCCUGAAGGACCCCCCGUGGAUAUAGACAAAGCAGUGGAUGUGAAAAAAAUUAAUUAUUACUACAUGGACAAUGAUGGACCUUCAGGACUCACACGACCCCUCACAUCCGACAUGCAGGAAGCUGUUAUUCGAGUCGCAAGGCACUUCAAUGCCCAAAAAGUACACAUUGACCUCCUAAAAUGGUCAUUUGACAUCUCCAUCUCACAGUUAUUGCGAAUAAAGGACAUUGAGACAAUAUACAAUCAAUCCUGGGAGGAUGAAAAGAGUAAAAAUCUCUCAACAGAGUGGAUAAAGUACCUCUUUGGUUGUUCCAAUCAUAUCUUCAGUUCCGUUUUGAUUGGAUAUCUGCAAAAAUUUGUUAAAAGUCUUCCAGACAGGCGUCACAAGCAACUUGAAGAAAUUGCCAAUGAACUGAAAAAUCAUUUUGUCCAACUAUUGGGCACAAAUGGGGUCUUUAUCUAUCCCUGCUUUCCCACCAGUGCGCCACAGCACUACAGAAUCUUCCAUAAACUUCUCGACACGAGCUACAUGAUGGUCUUUAACACAAUCGGAUUGCCUGUGACUAGUGCCAUGGUAGGCAUGGACAAGGACAAUCUCCCAAUCGGUGUACAGAUUGUAGCAAGUCCUCAGCAGGAUCACCUCUGUUUAGCUGUAGCUAAGGAACUUGAGCGUGCUUUUGGUGGUUGGAAGAAACCACCACAGUCAAACUAGUUUAUCCCAGUCAGUGCUGUGCAUCAGGCUGCGGUUAAUGUGGAUCUCUCCAAUCGGUACAUAAACAUGACCAUGAAUACUUUUCUCGGUUAUACUGGUACAAUGCCUCAAAUUGAUAUUACAGUAGACUCUCUCUCAAUUGGGCAUUUGGGGCGAAAUGUCAUCCGGUUUAUCGAUAGAUUUGGGUGUCAAAGCCUUUGUAAAUUGCACAAAAAUCGCUCAAUUAUAAAGAAUCACGAUAAAAUAGGAAGAACUACAGAGAAUUUGAGCAAAUUAGCUUCAUAAUUAAACAUGAAAAUUGUCAACUAAAUUUUUCGCCCGAUUGAAAAAGAGCCGAUUGAGCGAAAGUCUACUGUAUAUACAACAAUUUUGAAAUUUUAGUUCGAGUUAUCAUGCAGUUUUUCCAAGUUUUUUCAUUAAGGCAGAAUAAUUGGGGAAAGUGAGCUAUCUUCGGUCAAUUUAUGCUUCGAAUAAUUCAUUUUAUUUUCAACAUUUUCAAUAUGUUAUAAAUUAAUAUGGCCCAUUGUAAUAUUAUAUUUUAAUAGCUAGUCCUAUGCCUCAAAUUUUCAGAAAAGAGCUAUGGGUGAAAUCCAUAAGGAACAUAGAGAAAAAAAUUGAAUUGUCCGAAGCUUGAGUCGUCAGAAGAUAAUGCACUUUCUCCUAGUACAAUUAACUAUGAAAACGAUAUUUUGCCACAAAGAUUUCCUAUUGUACCCGUAAUAGGCCAAACAAUUUCUUCUGCUCAAGGGAUUAUCAAAGCUCUGAUGUGAUUCUACUGAACCGAUUUCAAUAUUUUACUAAGAUAAAAUGAAAGGUCUUUUAACACCCGACAAGCCUCCAUAAUAAAUUAGGAUCGUAAUACUGUCACUACAGCAUCUGUUUUAAUUAAUGUUUUAGAAAAUAUAAAAAAUAAAUAAGGUAUUAUUUGCGUAAAAGAAUAUAUAAUAAUCCCAUAAACUAUUUUAGUUUCAUACCGACUUCUUAUUAGCUAGAAUUUUGAACGUAUCCAAGCUGCCAAUAUGAUAGAACCAGGGAAUGAUGGGGUAAUUUCAGAAAUGCAUAAUUUUCGAAAUAUAAAGCUUUGAAAUAAUAAAUUACAAGAAAAACUUUGUACAUUUUCAAAUAUCCGAACAUACUCAAGAGAAAUUAUUUUAGACUUACUUAAUAUUAAAAGCGGUUAAAAGCGUUUGACAAACCAGUCUUAAAAAAUCAGCAGAAUUUUCUAGAAUAAGAUAUUUCAAUUUCAUUACAUUCUUUUUAAUUGGUUAAAGUUGGAACGUCUUCACGGCUUCUACUAAUUUAAGAAUGUGAUGAGAAUAAAAUAUUACAUUCGAUUAAACAUUUAGGAACUUGACAAAAUUUAAAUGAAAUACUUAAGGAAGAUUCAAAUUCUCAAUUAAAAAUAAUUGAAUUGCAAUUCUUGAAAAAAAAGAGAUUUAUUUGCAGAAAUUUAAAACCCCGAAAAGCCAAAAUGCCAAAUGGGCUUAAUAUGGAAAAGCUAAAAUUCCGAAUGGGUCAAAAUCCCGAAAAACAAAAAUCUCAAAUGCCACAAGCCUGAACGCCAAAAUUCCGAAAUCCAAAAUCCCGAAACCAAAAUUCAGAACGCCAAAAUCCCGAACAUCAAAAUACUGAAGGCCAAAAUCCUGAAAACCAAAAUCCCGAACGCCAAAAAUCCGAAAGCCAAAAUCGCGAAUAUUUAAAAGUGUCAUACCCACUCCCAGGAUUGCACCUGCACUUACUGGCGGCAAAGGGAAAUUUUCUGUUUUCCACACAUUUCGUACCUUUUACGAUUUUGGCUUUUCGGGAUUUUAACCUGCACCGUUUUAUAGAUUUUGGUAAAUAUAAUAAAAUUUCCAAACACAGAAAA
Molecule: messenger RNA, 3703 nt
Organism: Phlebotomus papatasi
Lineage: Eukaryota; Metazoa; Arthropoda; Insecta; Diptera; Psychodidae
Product: fatty-acid amide hydrolase 2-B
Exons: 3
Coding region: 208-1836 (542 amino acids)
Source: RefSeq, a predicted model, not a curated record